UAACGUACUGAAGAAAUGAACGUUUUUCCAGGCCGGCUGCCCAAGUCGUCUAAUAUCGAAGAGUUUAAGGAGAAUUUGCUGAAGGGAGUGGACAUGGUCACUGAUGACAAGCGUUGGUCAACGAACAGCUACGGGAUGCCGGGCAAGUCAGCCAGGAUUAACAACAUCGACCGCUUUGACACUUCUUUUUUCGGGGUACACCCCAAGCAAGCACACGUAAUGGACCCACAGCUUCGCAUAUUGUUAGAAGUCGUAUACGAGGCGAUAGUUGACGCUGGCGUCAAUCCUUCCACCAUAAGAGGAUCGCGUACAGGAGUGUUCAUGGGUGUCACUUACACAGAAACGGAGGAUUUAUUGAUUAGAAAUGCAGAUAUCGCCAACGGAUACGUAAUGCUCGGGGGUGCGAAAUCAAUGUUCGCUAACAGAAUCUCCUUCUCCUUCGAUUUUAAUGGGCCCAGCUACACGGUGGACACGGGUUGCUCCUCGUCCUUGUACUGCAUGCAUCAGGCAGUCGCCGCAAUGCGCAACGGCGAGUGCGAUGCUGCGAUCGUCGGUGGAACGAAUCUUAUAUUGACACUCGAGAGAUCGCUUCAAUGUUAUAGCCUGAAUAUGCUCUCCCAGGAUGGCAAGUGCAAAGUGUUCGAUGCAUCGGGUGACGGUUACGUGAGGGCCGAGGCGGUAGUGGCAAUAUACCUGCAAAAAGCGACGGAUGCGCGCAGGAUGUAUGCCACAGUGGUUCACACGAAGACAAACACCGAUGGCUACAAAUCUGAAGGUGUCACGUAUCCCAAUCGUGACAUGCAGAAUCGAUUGAUGCGCGAGAUUUACAGCGAGGCAGGAAUUAAUCCUUUAGACGUCAGCUACAUAGAAGCCCAUGGUACCGGCACCAAAGUAGGCGAUCCAGAGGAAGUCAAUUCUAUCGACGCACUAUUCUGUAAAGAUAGAAAGACUCCUUUGCUGAUCGGAUCGGUCAAGUCCAACAUGGGGCAUCCGGAACCGGCAAGUGGAUUGUGCUCGAUAGCUAAAGUGCUGAUCGCAAUGGAAACGGGCGUGAUACCCGCGAAUUUGCACUUCAACACUCCGAAUCCAAACAUUCGUGGCUUAAACGAGGGACGUAUUCAAGUAGUCGACAAGGCCACAUCGUGGAACGGUGGUCUCGUGGGCAUCAACUCGUUCGGAUUCGGCGGCGCAAAUGCACACAUCCUUCUGCGCAGCAAUUCAAAACCAAAAUUACCACCGCUAUUAAGCGUCGCUGAACUCUUGCCCAAAUUGGUCGCGGUUUCAGGUCGAACGGAAGAAGCUGCGCAUACCUUACUGGACAAAGCGAAAGA
Molecule: messenger RNA, 1331 nt
Organism: Vollenhovia emeryi
Lineage: Eukaryota; Metazoa; Arthropoda; Insecta; Hymenoptera; Formicidae
Product: fatty acid synthase-like
Exons: 2
Biological process (GO): fatty acid biosynthetic process
Molecular function (GO): fatty acid synthase activity; 3-oxoacyl-[acyl-carrier-protein] synthase activity
Source: RefSeq, a predicted model, not a curated record